This is a messenger RNA of Anopheles aquasalis, 1919 nucleotides long. RefSeq lists its product as uncharacterized. NCBI's taxonomy places the organism in Eukaryota, Metazoa, Arthropoda, Insecta, Diptera, Culicidae. The record is from RefSeq and is a predicted model, not a curated record.
UGCAAAGCGGUACGCAAGCGGUCGCGGUUUUGCGUUGCGCGGCACAGUUUUGUGGUUUCUCAGGCCAAUCCGAACCGAUCGAUCGGUUUCCGAUCUCAAGUGCGACAGUACUAGCAACAAACGGAAGCAUCAGCAGCAGCUCAUCGAUCGUCGUGGUUUUCGUUCCGGUCCUUAGCCGCCCCUCAUCAAUCAUGGAAAUUCGGUGGAAGCGCGGUACCGGCAUGGCGAUGCUGGUACCCCUCCUGGCACUAACCCUGAUGGUAGCAGUAUCGGUGGCCGUCGGGACGGUACGAGCCGCAGAACCAUCGCCCGAGCGGGAAAGCCAAGCGGGCCAAGGCUCCUUUGCCGGUAUAGAAAGCGGCACGCAACCCGACGCUGGCCACGAUCACUACCACUUUCGAUUGCCAGACGAGCUAAUUACGGCGCGUGCGGCCGAUGCUGCUGGUGCAGCAGGACAGCCAGCAGCGAAGCAGCGACCACCGGGCAAGGAAACGAAAAAGUACCGGAAGAAGUAUGUGUCCGAAGACGAUUAUCGAAAAGCGAUGCCACGCGUCGAGGAGCAGCAACCGGUGGACGCCACGGCCGGUACGGUGCCAGUCCCAGUGGCCCAGCAAACCAGUGGCACGUCCAAAUCCAGCGAACCGCACAGCAGACAGAAGCGUUUGAUCUGGGUUACGGACGAUGGUCGGCUCGCCCUGCCGCCCGGUACGUCGCUGACGAUCGCACCAACCAUCGCGCUACCAUUUGUGCGCUACCCGCCGACCGGCUUUCUGUCCAACAUCUCCAUCAGCUUGCCCAUAACGAUUGACUUUGAUAAACUGGGCCUCACGGAUAAUCAGAAUCCGCUCGGCGUUCUGCCACCACUGUUUGCCCGUUCGAUGGGCCAGGCCGCCGGUUCCGUGUUGGCCGACUACGUGUCGGACUAUAUGCGGGUGCAGCGGCGCAAACGGAGCAUCCCGAGUCCUGGAGCGAACGAGAACUUUAAGAUCACCACCAACAGGCUGGAUGAGGAGGAGGAUGAGCUGGCGAUACCGCAGCUUCCGGCUGAGCACAAGCAUGCUUUCCACGGUGGAGAGAGGGCGCUACUGUACGUGGUGGUUGAAGACUUCAUCGCAAACUUCGGGCUGGACGGAAGGGCGUGUAUGCUGCGUGCCAUAUGUGAGGUGCACUCCAAGUCGAUAGAAAAGUUUGGUCUCAUCGGAGAGAUGCUGAAGCUCUUCUUCACUGCGUCAGCAUCGCCAUAUUCCCAGCAUUUAGACGAGUACGUGAUGGCGGAAAAGCUUGGCCGCGGGCAGGAUGGACCCGGCGAGUGUUUUCCCUACUUCAAGGACUGCCCACGGAGUCUGUUCCGUUCGGCGCAUAACUUCCAGCACAAAUAUCAAGAACCGGAACAGCAGCACAGUAAUUCGGAUAGGACAACGAAUCGUCCGGUGGAGGAGGAGCACGAUUCAGAUGAACGAUUUGGGAACGAGAUCUACAACGAUACUCAUGAGGCAGAAUAUUUAGCCCGGGAACCACGUGCCAGUCGGUCACGCAGCAGCAGCAGCAGUAGCAGCCAAACCAAAGAAAACACCAUCGUACAGCUGGAGCAGCAUGAUCUCGCGCAAAUGGCAAUGUGAGGUCCUGGGAAUGGGGAGGGGGAAGGAUCUUUUUCCCGGCAGUCGUCACACAAAUCUAUCUCGGGUUUAUGGUGCUAGGAGCACGUGUUCCUUUCGGCUGGGGAGGAGAACGCAUUAUUGUGACCGAAGGGGGACGCGGCAGUCAGAGUUGUUCGCCUGUUAAUGGGUUGUUAUUUGUUGAAGAUUGUUGCUGUGCGCGAGGCACGGUUAGUUGUUUCUUAGUCUAGUAGAGAGCUGGAGCUUGUUUUUUGUUGUGGGAUGGAAAACGAACGUGUGAGAUCCAUAGGAAAACCAUGAGUC